Aphanomyces astaci is the source of this 1416-nucleotide messenger RNA. RefSeq lists its product as hypothetical. NCBI's taxonomy places the organism in Eukaryota, Oomycota, Saprolegniomycetes, Saprolegniales, Verrucalvaceae. Bases 1 to 1416 code for a protein of 471 amino acids. The transcript has a single exon. Gene Ontology annotation, biological process: calcium ion import across plasma membrane. The record is from RefSeq and is a predicted model, not a curated record. Gene Ontology annotation, molecular function: monoatomic ion channel activity. Gene Ontology annotation, cellular component: membrane.
AUGGCCAUCUACCUCGUCCUGUUCUUUGUGUUCGUCCCGAUGAAACUUGGGUUCUUUGCCGUGGACCCGACGGUGCAGAUUGGCAUUGGCAGCUUCAUCACGAUCUUGCUGUGGGUGUUGACUGUUCAGUUUUUGGAGGUCGUGCCGUCGGCGAGCUACCUCCUGCCGAUGAUGUCCAACCUGCUCCAAGACGUGUGGAAUUUUUUCAUCUUGUUUGGCGUGUUCCAGAUGGGCCUCACGAUCACGUUUUACCAGCUAUUCAAGCAUCAAGACGACGACGCGUUCGCGACGAUCACGCAGUCGUUUAUUACCACGUACUUUGUCACGUUUGGCGAGUUGCCGCUGGAUUCUGUCAAAGCGUUCAACCAGACUGACGACGGCGACCGAUUCUUGUCGUCAUGCGCGGUGGUGCUCAUGAUGUUUCACGCGGCGGUCGUGGUGAUUCUCCUCCUCAACGUGCUCUUGGCGAUGAUGAACAAGACAGUCGACAACGGGUUUGAAAGGGCCAAAACCGAGGCGCUGGCGAGCUACGCGCAGUGCAUUCUACGCCUUGAAGAGUCGAUGAACUUGAGCAAAGCUGAGACGGUCGAGCUCAUCCACUUUAAAAGCGACGACGGCGACCUCGUCCUCAACCCGAUUUUCAACGAGCGCGUGGCCAAGUCGUCGAUCCAGGUCCCCGACGGCCAAGAAGCCCAUAUCAACGCAUACCAGAAGCAAAAGAUGGCGUGGGUCGACUUGAUGGACGCGCUCAAAGCCAGCACCACGUCCGAACUCGACUCGCUCCGUUCGGGACUCCACCACGUCCAGCAUUUUGUCACGUUUGACGUGGCCACGGCGCUAGCCCCCGAGUUUGCCCUCCUUGACAAGGUCCAAGAACAAGUGAAUGAGCUGAUUGAUUUGGCCAAAAAGACCCGCGGGCAAGACGCCGACAACGCGCUCAAGAAGCUCGACGCGUUGGUGAAGAAGACGCUAUCCACGUUUGAAGACAACAUGCAGCGGGCGUGGAAUGCCAAGGACCAGGCGGUUGAGCACACCAAGUGCACUUUGCUGCACCAGAUGACGUACAAGGUGACGAUUACUGACCUGCUCAAGAGCACCAAAACCACGAUUCAAACAACGUUCGAGCACGAAAUCGAUCAAGCCAAGGCCCGAGCGGCCCCCGAGCCCAGACUCAGCGAAAUCGUCGACCGAUUUGACAAGGUGGACGCGACGCUCAAGGAGAAAAACGAGGACAACACGACCGAGAUGAACCAGGACCUGGCCAAGAAGAUCGAAGACGUGACCCAGCAAACACAAACCAUGGCAUCCAAGCUGGACGAUGUCGCACAACACAACCAAGACAUGGCCACGCAAGUGGAAGCCAUGAAUCAAAAGCUCGAAGCCUUGAUGUCUGCGAUAUUGGACUUGAAGCGUUAA